AUCAUUGAAAGUAUUUUUAUAGGCAAUCAAUUUUUUUUUAUUAACCUCAGUACGGGAGAUUUCCAACUUGGAGUUUUCUCACUAAAUACACACGUUCUUAAAAAAAGUUCAACUGGCGGACCCAGAAAUUUUUCAUAGGGGUGUCCUCUUUUAAAAAAUAAAUUUAAUAAAAAUAAUUAAUAAAAAUAAAAUCGUAAGUAUGAAAAUACUUUACUCGUAUAGAUUAAAAAAGUCCAUGAUAUGUUUUCAUAUUCGAAAAUAAUUGUAGAAUACACUUGGUGUUUAUAGUGUUAAAAAAAAUUCUUUAUAUACCCUACUAGACAUUCAUUCAGGAACUUAUCGCAUAUUCGAUUUAUAAACUUGUUCUUGAUGUAACCCAAAGUUGAAAGACUCUUUAACACUUGCCGUACAAUCAUAAAAUCAAUACAAAUUAAGGGAAGAUUGAAAUUAGUUUAGAUUGAAAUAAUUAGAGAUAGGGAAUGACUUUUUACUAUUACACAUUGUUCAAAAUCGAACACCAAAUGAGUUGUAGCUCAACGAAAAUUAAGUUUAUUAAUAAUAAUAGUGUUCUAGAUUUGAAUUACCCAACCUACCAUUUAUAUUUUUAUACACAAAUGACAGUAGGAUAAUCAUUUUUUUCAAAUUUUAGGGGUGUCCCUCACUAUCAAUUAUAUUUUUUUGUCUAUAAGUAAAUUACCACCGGGGUUGGAUAAUCAUUUUCCCGAAAUUUAGGGGUGUCCGGGGACACCCCUAAAACUCCCUGGGUCCGCCCCUGGACAUGCGUACGUUACAAAAAAAAAUUCUCAAUCUACAUAUGUUCGAAGAAAAUGUUGUUGUCAAACGCAGUGAAGAUCUUUUACCGCUAUUUGUCAACUGCAGAGUAGCAAUCAUCGUCGUUGUCAAACGCAGAGAAGAAUUUUUGAACCAUCACUGUUGUUGACGACAACAGUGAAUACAUCACCGCUAUUAAGAAAAGCAGUCAAUCAUUCAUCGCGUCUCUCAACAGCGGUAAACGUUUUCCACAUUUUUCAGCCCUGGUAGGUGACAACUGCCUAACGUUCAUCGUGUUUGUCUAAAACGGUGUACACUUCAACGCUUUAGACAAAUGCGGUGAAUGCAGACUGUAUGUCAAAAAAAUAAACUCCCACCUCCCACGUAGCUGCUGACACUAAACCCAUACUCCAUUUCUGCCAAACCUCUUCCCCAUUUUUGCCAAAACCCUUCCCCAUAUCUUACAAAAACUAUAAUUUAAGGUAUGUUGUAAUUUGAUAUUGUUUAGAUUGUUGAUGUUUUAGUAGUUAUAUGUUUGUAUUUAACGAAUUACUGUUAAUGGCAAGUAUGUUAUAGUACAGAUAUUUUGAUUAAGUAUGGUUGAAGGAUGAUAGUUAGUUCUGGUUAUAGAUGAAUUUGUUUAGUAUACUCAUGUUAUAGUGAUGCCAAUUAUACUACAUGUUUCGAUUAGUUAGUUGUGGUUGUUUAUGGUUACGAAUUAUGAUUCUGAAGUAUUUUGUGUAGCCCUAAGUACUAAUUAUACUACAUGUUUCUAUUAAAUUGCAGACAUGGAUGAAUUCAAGAAGUUCCAGCUUCUUAUUGGGUGAAAUGGUCGGGUGAUAAACUCUAACAUUGGGAUCAAUUAUGAAGAUGAUGAAUCCACUAUGUUGAAAAUUGAGUCCAGAUUCGCAUGGCAAAACUUCGUGACAUUUGUGCAUACAUGAUUUAUAUGGGCGGACAGUCGGGAGUUGGUAAAAUUACUUACCGGUAUCUAAACAUGAGUGUUGGCGGGGUUAUGUACGAAGAAGUUGUCAUAGAUGAUGAUGACGUGUUGUCCAUGAUGUUACAGUUCCUAACUGACAACAGGAUGCAGCUUGCAGAGGUAUAUGUUGAGACCGAGAAGGUUGGCGAAACUCAUUCUCACGAAUAUUUUAUGAUGAUGGGUUUGCAGGAAGGUACAAAUGAAGUGGUAGUUCAAGCAACUACGGAGAGGGUAGUUCUGCAGGAGUGAUGUCAUUGGAAGAAUACUCGCAACGUGCUGAGCCUGCCCCAUUCAUUGAGUACGACGGAGUUCAAUGACCUGUUUGGGGGCUCGAGUGGGCUGACCUUUAGAACAUCAUUCGAUCUGGGAGUACUUUGCAUGAGUGAGAAGACAAUGUUGGUGGUGCCGGUAACGAUGAUCCUUCUUGCCCGAGCUAUCUAUUCAUCUCCAGCGACGAGGAAAGUGAGGAAGAUUUGAGAUCAGUGAGCGAGGAGGAAGAUAUAGACGACGAGCUGGAGGAUGAACAUAGCACUUCCAGCUUGUUUCACACCCAUCUUUGAGCACCUCCGACACCCAGCUCUUUCUCCCGAUCUCGUCCCAGUCAUCGAGCACCAAUGGUAGCACAUGGCAUGUACCCACCUAUUUGCCUUGUUUGGAAACAUGAAUCCACCAACCAAGGCAAUGAGAUAGACACGUGCAUACCGCUUCACUUAUUCUUUGGGGGUGUGUGGGCCGAUAGGAACCUUCUUUUGGAUGUGAUCAACAAGCCAUGGGAUCGAUAUUUGCCCCGCAUUCAACGGUGGAUGUCCAUGUCCUUCGACUAUCGUCGGUGGCGGCAUGUCGAAGCCCAAACUUUCGCUAAUCAGGGGCUCCCAGCCUCAUUCGAGAACUUCUGAGUGGCCUAUGAUGGCCUCUCGGGUGAUCAACAGCCCGGUGAGGAACAAUGUCUCUGAGAGUGAUCAUCAUUUCCCCCUCGGGAAAGUGGAAGGUGUGUAAUUCAGGGCGCCACCUCUCUAACAUUGCCGUCAACAAAUUGAUGUUGAUCUCAAUCUGCAUGAAGUGUCUCAUCAUUUCCAAACCCGUCCUCUCUAAAUACGGCCCGAGUCGGUCAUGCCAUUCGGGAAAGUGAUUCCUAAAAAAAAUACAAAAGUGAGCAAACUAUUAGUGAAAGGAAAGCAAAAUAUAAAGCUUCAAGAUUUCAAAAAUUAAAAUUUUAGCUUGUUACGAGUGCCUCCGGAUUGUUGUGUCAAAUUGCACGGGAGCGAUGUGUUGCUUGUUGGUUAAAUACUUCGCAUCCUUUAGCCCAGAAUCGAUAUACAAUCGAGGAUCGUAUAUCUCGGCAUCUAUCUAUAAAAAAAAAUGAAACCAGAUUAUUUCG
Messenger RNA from Linum trigynum, 3131 nucleotides. Lineage: Eukaryota; Viridiplantae; Streptophyta; Magnoliopsida; Malpighiales; Linaceae. The record is from the annotation of a GenBank genome assembly.